Molecule: messenger RNA, 5642 nt
Organism: Lemur catta (Ring-tailed lemur)
Lineage: Eukaryota; Metazoa; Chordata; Mammalia; Primates; Lemuridae
Gene: PARP14
Product: poly(ADP-ribose) polymerase family member 14
Exons: 17
Coding region: 70-5445 (1791 amino acids)
Biological process (GO): negative regulation of gene expression
Cellular component (GO): cytoplasm; nucleus
Molecular function (GO): transcription corepressor activity; NAD+ poly-ADP-ribosyltransferase activity
Source: RefSeq, a predicted model, not a curated record
AAGAGGCAAAGUUAACUGCGCGGAGUUGGGGCGGCCCCGGCAGUCCCGGGCGGACCAGCGGGGCUGAGGAUGGCUGAGUCCCGCUCCUUCCAGCUGCUGGUCGAGGGGUCUUGGGGCCCCCACCCCCCAAGGAACUUGAGCACCAAAUUGCAGAUGUACUUCCAGAGCCCGAAGAGAUCCGGAGGCGGAGAGUGUGAGGUCCACCAGGAUCCCAGGAGCCCGUCUCGCUUCCUGGUGCUCUUCCACCCAGAGGACGUUCGGCAGAGGGUCCUGGAGAGAAAGAAUCACGAGUUAGUAUGGCCAGGAAAAGGAACAUUCACCUUAACUCUCCUGUUGCCCACGGCCCCAGAUGAAGGCAAUGAUGUCUUGGAGGAGAAAAUUCUAAGAAAGGAAUCCAAAACUAAAGAAGAUGUCAAAGAACCAGAUGCGUCAAAAGAACUGGAAACAAAACUCUCUCUCCAUGAAGGAUUGGAAGAAAUGGAAGACAUCCUAAAAGAAUGUGAAAAUAUUCCCUCUUUGGUGGCAUUUGAAAAUCUCAAGGAAAAGGUGACUGACACGAUGUUAAUCUUGUUAGUGGAGAACAUAAGUGGCCUGUCCAACGAUGACUUUGAACUGGAAGUAAUACAAGAUUUUGGUGUCGCUGUAGUUACCUUUAAAAAACAUAUAGAUGCCGUGAAAUUUGUUGAUGAUUGCACCCGCCACCAUUCAACUAAACAACUUCAGCUUUCUCCAAGACUUCUGGAAGUGACAAAAACAAUCAGAGUUGAAAACCUGCCCCCUGGUGCUGAUGACUGCAAUUUAAAACUUUUCUUUGAAAACCCUUUUAAUGGAGGGGGAAGAGUUGCCAGUGUUAAAUGUUUUCCUGAAGAGAGUUCAGCUCUGAUUGAAUUUUUUGACAGAAAAGUGUUAGACACCAUCAUGGUCAAGAAACUUGACUUCAAUAAAAUGCCACUUUCUGUGUUCCCAUACUACGCCUCGUUGGGCACGGCCUUGUAUGGAAAAGAGAAGCCUCUGAUCAAGCUUCCAGCACCAUUCGAAGAAUCAUUAGAUCUUCCCUUAUGGAAGUUCCUACAGAAAAAUAAUCACCUGAUUGAUGAGAUAAAUGAUGAAAUGAGACAUUGUCACUGUGAGCUGACAUGGUCCCAACUCAGCGGGAAAGUUACCAUCAGACCAGCAGCCACCUUAGUCAAUCAAGGAAGACCAAGAAUCAAGACCUGGCAGGAAGAUACUUCCACAGCACUGUCUGGCAUCAGGUCUCAAUAUAAAGUUACCCCACUUAAAGCAGAUCCAGUAGUGUGGGACAUUAUAAAAAAUGACUUAGAAGAUGAUAGGAUUUUGAUUGAGUUUGAUACACUUAAGGAGAUGGUAACCUUAGCAGGGAAAUCAGAGGAUGUCCAAAACAUUGAGCUACAAAUCAAGGAAUUAAUAGAAAGCACCAUACAAAAAAUUAAAAGGGAAGAGCAAAGUGUGAAGGAAAAAGUGGCCAUGCCUCCAAGCAAGUAUUCUCUUUUGCACCAGAGUGGUACAGUGGAACAUCUAUGCACCGAGUGCCCAGAGGUGGAGAUUUGUUAUGAUGCAGUCACUCAAUAUGUGUGCUUGAAAGGACUCUGCGCAGAUGUGUAUAAAGUAAAGUGUGAAAUCCAGGAAAAGGUGUUCACCAUGGCUCAGAAAAACAUUCAGGUUUCUCCGGAGGUUUUCCAGUUUUUGCAGCAGAUAGACUGUAAAGAAUUCUCUAAAUGUCUUUUUAUAGCACAGAAAAUUCUUGCAAUUUAUGAGCUACAGGAUACAAUUGUUCUGUUAACCAGCUGUUCUUCUGAAGUCUUGUUAGAAGCUGAAAAGCAAAUGCUCAGUGCCUUAAAUUAUAAGCGCAUUGAAAUUGAGAACAAAGAAGUUCUCAAUGACAAGAACUGGAAAAAGCUCACUUACAGUUUGCAGAAGAAACAUAAUUCCUCCUCAAACACUGUAGUAAUCAAUGAGUUAACUUCAAAAACCACAGCUGAGGUCAUCAUUGCAGGCUGUGUGAGACAAGUAAAUGAUAUCUAUAAAUUGCUUUUUGAGUUUUUAGAAAAGCAUAUGAAAAUAGAGAGAUUGAUUGAAAUAAAGUCUUCCUUAGUUACAGACUAUUUAAGGGCAGAUAAGAAGGUAUUCUGGCCAAGGAUAAAGAAGGCAAAUGUGCAGGUAGCCUUCAAUACUGAGAAAAAACAAAACAGCAUUUUACUAACUGGCCCAAAGAAGGACGUUCUGGAGGGAAUGAACACCCUCCAGCAAAUCUUGGAUUCAGUCUGCGUGAAAAACGUCUGUAUCUAUAAGCCCGGAGCCAGGCAGUUCUUCCAGGAUAAAGCGCGGUUUUAUAAAUGCGAGGCCAGACGAUCGUUUGGCUGUUUCAUUGAACUGCAGGAGAAGGAAGUGGAGAAGUGCCUGACUCGCAGGUGCCUGGCCCCGGGCGUGGUGCUGACCGUGCAGCAGGGCGACUUGACGCGGCUCCCCGUGGACGUGGUGGUGAAUUCGGCCAACGAGGACCUCCGGCAUUCUGGUGGCCUUGCCGCCGCGCUCUCACAAGCCGCUGGCCCCGAGCUCCAGGCCCACUGUGACCAGAUAGUGAAGACAGACGGCAAGGUCCUACCCGGCAAUGCCAUCAUCUCGAAGGCAGGGAAGCUCCCGUAUCGCCACGUGAUCCACGCAGUGGGGCCCCGAUGGAAUAGCAGCGAGGCCCCGAGGUGUGCGCACCUGUUACGGAGAGUGGUGACACAAAGUCUGGGUUUAGCUGAGAAACACAAGUGCCGAUCCUUAGCCAUCCCGGCUAUUAGUUCCGGAAUCUUUGGCUUUCCCAUAGACCGGUGCGUGGAGAUUAUUGUUUCAGCCGUCAAGGAAAACUUCCAGGGUAACCAGGAUGGAUGCUGCUUGAAAGAGAUUUACCUUGUGGAUGCGUCUGAGAAGACUGCUGAGGCCUUUGCUGAAGCUGUGAAAACUACACUUAAAGACACCUUGCCCGAUACACCUGCCGGGCCCCGUUCACCAGCAGCAGUCCUGCCUGGGGAAACACCGCAGACAGAGAGAACUCUGGUGUCCCCGGGAGGCCUGCGGAUGCUGUUGGUGAGAGGAGGUGUGCAGGAUGCUAAGACCGAUGUUGUUGUCAACUCCAUUCCCUCGGAUCUUGCACUUAAUAGAGGGCCCCUUUCUCAAGCCCUCUUGGAAAAAGCUGGGCCAGAGCUCCAGAAAGAAUUGGACACAGCCGGACAAGGGGUAUCUAUCAGCGUGGGCACAGUUCUGCAAACCAGUGGCUGCAAUCUGCACUGCCAGCAGGUGCUUCAUGUGGUGGCUCCGGAGUGGAGAAGUAGUGACACAUCUUCACACAAGAUCAUGGAAGACAUAAUCAGAGAAUGUUUGGAGAUCACUGAGAGCUUGUCCUUAAAAUCGGUUGCAUUUCCAGCUAUAGGAACAGGAAACUUGGGAUUUCCUAAAACCAUAUUUGCUGAAUUAAUCAUUUCAGAGGUGUUCAAAUUUAGUAGCAAGAAUCAACCGACAGCUUUACAAGAGGUUCAAUUUCUGCUGCACCCAAGUGAUCAUGGAAAUAUUCAGGCAUUUUCAGAUGAAUUUGCCAGGAGGGCUAAUGGAAAUCUCGUCAGUGAUAAAAUUCCCAAAGCUGAAGAUACAAAAGGUCUUUAUGGGGCUAUUUCUAGCCCCAGUUUAGAAGUGUAUGAAAUGAAGAUUGGCCCCAUCAUCUUCCAGGUGGCUUCUGGAGAUAUCACCAAUGAGGAGGCAGAUGUGAUCGUAAAUUCAACAUCAAAAACAUUUAAUCUCAAAGCAGGGGUCUCCAAAGCAAUUCUAGAAAGUGCUGGACAAAGUGUGGAAAUGGAAUGUUCUCUCCAAGCUCAACAGGGCAAGAAUGAUUAUAUAAUUACUGAAGGUGGAUUACUGAGGUGCAAGAAUAUCAUUCAUGUUGUUGGUGGAAAUGAUGUCAAGAGAUCGGUUUCCUGUGUUUUGCAGGAGUGUGAAAAACGGAAUUACUCGUCCGUUUGCCUCCCAGCCAUUGGGACAGGAAAUGCCAAACAAGACCCAGAUAAGGUUGCUGAAGCCAUAAUUGAUGCGAUUGAAGAUUUUAUCCAGAAAGGAUCAGCACAGUCUGUGAAAAAAGUUAAAGUUGUUAUCUUUCUGCCUCAAGUGCUGGAUGUGUUUUAUGCCAACAUGAAGAAAAGAGAAGGGUCUCAACCUUCUCCCCAACAGUCUAUGAUGUCUAAACUUGCAUCAUAUUUCGGCUUUUCAAGAAAAUCUCCCAAAAAACAGACACCUUUGGUUUUGGAAAAGAAAACAGAAUCAGCAAUUUUUCAGGUAUGUGGUGAAAAUAUAAAUUGUGUGGAAGAUACUAUCUCCUGGAUUCAAGAACUGAUUAAAAAGGAACAGUUGCCUUACAUCAGUGAAGACGAGUCUAUCAAAGACUUUGAUGAAAAGGAAUAUCAGGAAUUGAAUGAGCUGCAGAAGAAGUUAAAUAUUAGCAUUUCCCUGGACCAUAAGAGACCUUCGAUUGAGGUUUUGGGAAUUACCAGAGAUGUGAUGCAGGCUAGAGAUGCAAUUGAGAAAAUGAUCAAGAGAGUUCGACUGGACAAAGAACAGGAGUCCCGGGCAGAUUGUGUCAGUGAAUUUAUAGAAUGGCAAUAUAGUGACAACAAUACAUUUUGUUGUUUUGACAAAAUAACCAACCUGCAAUUGGAGGAUGCAAAGAGAGCAAAGAAAAAAACAAUUGUUCUCAAAAUUAACAAUGGGAACUACACAGUGAACUUGGACACAUACACUGCCACAGAUGUAAAUGGACACAGUUUACCUAUUCAGCGCCUCAUAAAAUCUGAAGUUGACAUCCCUGCACACUGGAGUGAUAUGAAGCAGCAGAAUUUCCUUGUGGUGGAGCUGCCACCUGGCCACCCAGAAUAUAGCACUGUGGCAACCAGGUUCAAUCAGACCUGCUCACACUUCGUAAUAGAGAAGAUUGAAAGGAUCCAGAAUCCAGAUCUCUGGAAUAGCUACCAGGCAAAGAAAAAAACCAUGGAUGCAAAGAAUGGUCAAACAACAAAUGAGAAGCAACUCUUCCAUGGGACGGAUGUGGGUUCAGUGCCACAGGUCAAUAGCAACGGCUUUAACCGCAGCUAUGCUGGAAAGAAUGCUACGGCAUAUGGAAAGGGAACCUAUUUUGCUGUCCAUGCCAGUUAUUCUGCCAAUGAUACAUACUCCAAACCAGACAGAAGUGGGAAAAAGCAUAUGUAUUAUGUGCGAGUACUUACUGGAGUCUAUACCCAUGGAUAUCAGUCAUUAAUUGUGCCUCCUUCAAAGAACUCCCAAAAUCCAACGGACCUAUAUGACACUGUCACAGAUAAUGUGCAAAAUCCAAAUUUAUUUGUGGUAUUUUAUGACUACCAAGCAUACCCAGAGUACCUCAUUACUUUUAGACGAUAACAUUUUGGUAUCCUUCCCCCAAAACCAUUAUUCAUCUAUACAUGUUUGUAGUUGUAGCUUUCUUUUUUUUCCCCUCUUAACUUUUUCUAAGACUAAAGGAUCCUUCUUUGUCACUCAAAUCAGAUUUUCUUCAGCUUCUCUUUUGUAAUGGAAAUGAACCUAUCUUGACAGCAAAUAAAUGUGAAAUUUAAAUCAGA